AUGGCAACAGGAGAAGACGUGGUGAUAUCUCCACUUGUUCAGGCAUUGCUUGACAAGUUGUGCUCCAAUUUGUUGAUUGAUUUUGGGUUGAAUUGGGGCGUUGAAGAUGAACUGAGAGACCUCUGCAAAAUACUCCAACUGAUUUAUGAAAUAUCUUGUGUUGCAGAGGAGAUGCAAAUGAAAGAUACAUGCUUGAAGAUUUUCCUUAGAGAGAUCAGGGAUGUGGUUUAUAGUGCCACUUAUACUAUGGACGAGUUCAUUUAUGAAUCUCACCGACAGUGUCUCGAAGAUGAGAGCAAUCUAAACAUUUCUAGGACCGGGUCGGGGAGAAAGGUACGCGAAUACAUCAACUUUUCUUUCAACAAGCAACAGAUAUUGCAUAAAUAUGAAAUCCCAAGUGUCAUAAAUGAUCUGAAAAAAAAGAUGGCUGAGAUUGAAGAGAAGAUCAAACCCAAUUAUCUCAAUUUGAUUAGUUCAGAUAAAUGGGAACUUGACGUGAAGGAAAGAAGACUACAAACUGUUUCCUCAUUAGACAAACGUCAGGAGAGUGUUUCCUUUGUCGAUGAAUCUGAUGUUUUUGGUAGGGAGGAAGAUGCAAAAGAGAUGAUAAAAAUAUUGUUAUCUGAUCAAUACGAUAACAAGAAAAUUUAUGUUAUUUCUAUAGUGGGUAUUGGUGGUAUUGGCAAGACAACGCUUGCUCAACUUAUCUACAAUCACCCAAAUGUUGUAAAACAUUUUCAAAUGAGGGCAUGGGUUUGCGUGUCUGAAGAUUUUAAUGCUUUUAGGUUAAGUAGAAAAAUUCUAGAGUCUGCAACUAGGAAAGAAUGCAAUAUCAGUAACUUAGACCUGCUUCAAUGUGAACUUCGAGAUGCACUAAGGGGAAAGAGAUUAUUACUUGUGCUCGAUGACAUAUGGAGUGUUGAUCAUAAAACCUGGAAUGCCCUUAAGGUCUCAUUUAGUGUUGCAGACAAAGGAAGUAGAAUUAUAGUGACCACGCGAUUUAAAAGCAUUUCCUCCAUUACAGGUGCUAUAAAAACUCUUGAGUUGAAACUUUUACCAAACAAAGAUUGUUGGGAGUUAUUCAAGAAAAAGGCCUUUGAUGAGGAAAAUUUUGGCAUAGAUCCGAGACUAGAAGAAAUCGGAAAGAGAAUAGUUGAGAAAUGCAAAGGGUUGCCCCUAGCAAUAAAUACAUUGGGUGGACUUCUAUGCAAUGAGUCAGAUGUGAAGAAAUGGGAUUUAAUCUUAAAAGGUGAAAUGUGGGAGGUAGAAGGAGAUGAGACUUUGCCAGCUUUGCGUCUUAGUUAUCACUACCUUCCAGCACAUUUAAAACUGUGCUUUGCAUAUUGCUCUUUAUUUCCUAAAGACUAUAGAUUUGAUAAGAAAACUCUGAUCCUAUUUUGGAUAGCAGAAGGUUUUAUUCCAUCCAAACAAGUUGACAUUAUAGAAGACCUUGGCAGCAAAUACUUUGAUGAAUUGUUGAAUAGGUCCUUUUUCCAAAAGUACUCAGAUAUUGAUGAAAGCAUAUUCUUGAUGCAUGAUAUGAUGCAUGAUUUAGCAGAGUUAGUUUCAAAAGACAAGUAUUAUAGGUUGGAGAAAGGAAAAUCACAUAACACCAUCUCUGAAAAGGUGCAUUGUAUAUCAAUGGUUAGUUUCCAACCAGAGCCAAUGGAAAUGGAAUUAUACAAAUACAAGGAUUUAUCGACAUUUAUAUUGUUACAAAGAAGUUGGUUUCUUAAGGAGGAAGAAGUUUUACAUGGCCCUCGUCACUUAAUUGAACAAUUUGGAUGCCUACGUGUGUUGGAUUUGAGUGGAAUUAAUAGUUUCAAUAGUUUGCCGGAUUCAAUUGGUAAUUUGAAACAUCUAAGAUUGCUUAACCUCAACUGGACUGGCAUUCAAGUGCUACCCGAGUCAUUGUGCAACCUAUACAAUUUGCAAAUAUUGAUGCUUAAUGGUUGUGUGCUUGAUGAAUUUCCUGAAAACAUGGGAAACCUAAUCAGCCUCCAACACAUAGAGAUGGGUGACAAUAUCUGGGGAGAACAAUGCAACAUGUGGAACAAAUUCACUCAAAGAGGCAUUAGGAGAUUAUGUUUUUUGAAAACAUUGCGUUUCUUCAAUGUGAGAAAGAAGAAUGACAACGACGGAAGCACAAUAGGAGAGUUGAAAGACCUGUGUCAUGUUAGAGAUGACUUGCAUGUUUAG
Molecule: messenger RNA, 2199 nt
Organism: Nelumbo nucifera (sacred lotus)
Lineage: Eukaryota; Viridiplantae; Streptophyta; Magnoliopsida; Proteales; Nelumbonaceae
Product: putative disease resistance RPP13-like protein 1
Molecular function (GO): ADP binding
Source: RefSeq, a predicted model, not a curated record